Messenger RNA from Acyrthosiphon pisum (pea aphid), 501 nucleotides. RefSeq names its product zinc finger MYM-type protein 6-like. Lineage: Eukaryota; Metazoa; Arthropoda; Insecta; Hemiptera; Aphididae. The transcript has a single exon. Bases 1 to 501 code for a protein of 166 amino acids. The record is from RefSeq and is a predicted model, not a curated record.
AUGUUAAAACUAUUGUCAAAACACCAUGCGUUGCUCUCAUGUCAUCUUAGAAAAAUUGAAGAUUCAAAAAACCACAGUCAUCUGACAUUUUUAUCUAAUGUAAGUCAGAAUACAAUGAUUUGUAUACUUGGUGAGCUGAUUCGUUCAAAAAUUUUAAAAAGUGUUAAAAGUGCACAAGUAUUUUCUAUUAUGAUAGAUACAACCACCGAUAUAUUCAACUUGGAACAAUUUUCAUUAGUAUUGCGUUUUGUUAAUGAUCAAGGGAUGGUAGAAGAGAGGUUAGUUGCUUUAAAAAUAGCAACUGACUCAACUGGAAAAGGAAUGUUUAAAUUAUUUCGUGAUAUUUGUGAAACAUAUGGCUUGGACUGGAAAAAUCAAUUAUGUGCUCAAUCGUACGAUGGUGCUGCUGUUAUGCAAGGGCAAUACUCAGGAAUUAGAACGUUAGUUCAAGAGCACAAUCCUCGAGCAGUACCUAUAUAUGGUGCUUUGCUCAUACUUUGA